This is a messenger RNA of Asparagus officinalis (garden asparagus), 748 nucleotides long. Its product is annotated as 40S ribosomal protein S23. Gene Ontology annotation, molecular function: structural constituent of ribosome. Gene Ontology annotation, cellular component: cytosolic small ribosomal subunit; ribosome. Gene Ontology annotation, biological process: translation. The coding region runs from base 144 to 572 and encodes 142 amino acids. The record is from RefSeq and is a predicted model, not a curated record. Lineage: Eukaryota; Viridiplantae; Streptophyta; Magnoliopsida; Asparagales; Asparagaceae. The transcript is spliced from 4 exons.
ACAACCCUUGUUUCGGCCUCCUUUAUAUAAUCCUCUCGAAUCUCAUACCGUUCUCUUCUGAGCUUCUUGAAACCCUAGCGAGCGGGCGGCGCUUGGAACUGAUCCUCGUAGAUCUCAGGAGUUCCAUCUCUCUUCAUUCAAAAAUGGGGAAAACUCGUGGUAUGGGAGCUGGGCGCAAGCUGAAGACCCACCGAAGGAACCAGAGGUGGGCUGACAAGGCAUAUAAGAAGAGUCACCUUGGUAACGAGUGGAAGAAGCCAUUUGCUGGCUCUUCUCAUGCCAAGGGCAUUGUCUUGGAAAAGAUAGGUAUUGAGGCAAAGCAGCCGAACUCUGCCAUCCGUAAGUGUGCUAGAGUUCAGUUGAUCAAGAACGGGAAGAAGAUUGCCGCCUUUGUGCCAAAUGAUGGUUGCUUAAACUACAUCGAGGAAAACGAUGAAGUGUUGAUUGCUGGAUUCGGUCGUAAGGGGCAUGCCGUUGGUGAUAUUCCUGGAGUCAGGUUCAAGGUUGUGAAGGUAUCAGGUGUGUCCCUUUUGGCACUCUUCAAGGAGAAGAAGGAGAAGCCUAGAUCUUAGAGAGUUUUUGUCCCGAUCUCUGGACUUUGCAUGAGUAUAUGCUUUGUUGAGUUUAGCGUUUGAUUUUGUUGUAGCACUUUCUUUUUCCUCAGAACCUCUGAACAUAUUGAAAUGAUGUUUAAUCUUGAUUGAAGAGAGAUGGCAACAAUCUUUAUCGUGCUAGUGUCCAUUUUGUC